CUAUGUUUAGUCAUUUGAGGAAGAAUCUGUAUGGCUAGAUGUUGAGGUAGCUGUUGCUGUUGCCUUUGCAUAGGAACAUGAAGGCACAUUGCAAUCCGAUUUGGAUAUAGUUUUUUCUUGAGGGAACUUUCAUUUUAGGCCAUGAUUCACAUGAUUAUUCCCCGAGCUCAAGAUGUAGUCUGACAAUGGCACUAUCGGACAAAAAUAAAAACAUUGGACAUCAGGCGCUUUAACCUGUUGGUGAUCUGGGGAAACAUCAAGCAUCAAGAGAAGCGCCUAGCAAGGUUUAGCCUAGAUUGCUACGGCAGCUCGGUGGGGUUAGCCUAGGAAUGGAUCAUUUUUGUUGCGAAAUUAAUCCACUAGCUAGAGGUUAAUUUCAGGUACAAGUUGCUUUCAGAGGACUUUCAUGUGAGAGUUAAGGGUGUCUAGUAUUCACGUUUAUGAACUUAACAUCUUUUUUUAGUUAUCUGAUCUGAAAUUCAGCCCCAUUUACAGAUGGAUAGCCUAAAGUCUGGAGUACUAGACAUAGCAAUGGCGAACAUUCACUAUGGGCGCGUAGGUGUAGCCACCUAGUGCACAUCUGGGCUCAUGCCCUGCUAUUUGCUAUUGGCUGACGCUUCAUCCGAGGACUGACGGUUUAUAUAAGGUUUGCUUACCAUAUAUGGUGUGGUGCGCAUUUCUUAAAGGUUCGCCACAUACUCCACAAGCUCCAUUUUUAGUAGUUUGAAGGUAGCUUCACCUGUCCAACGGCCACCGCCGCCCUCCUUCAAAUGUCAGCCCUUGGUCCCCAAGCCCCAAACCAUAAUGAUCAAGUCAAAAUAAAUAAAUAAAUAAAUAAAAGGUUAAGAGCCAACUAGCAUGGCAGGAGUUGGAUCACCAACUCAUAAGUCCUAAAGCCUUUACAUACCGGAUUAGCACUAUCGUUCUAUAUAAGUACUAGUGUAGGCAAAAUCGAAUUGAAGGCAAACCAGGAUGAAGAUGAAGCUUUGGGCGUGCUUUGUAACUUUACUAUUUGUGCUGGCAAGUUUGGUGCCGCAGGGAUGGGGUCAGGGUCAGGGCCAGGGCCAAGGUGAGGACUCCUCCACCUCCUCAUGCCUAAACCAGCUUGCUCCUUGCCUGAAUUACCUUAAUGGAACUCGAGAUGUGCCUGAUAGCUGUUGUGCUCCUCUGAAAUCCGUGAUCAAAUCAAAACCAGAAUGCUUGUGUAGCAUGAUAAGCAACGAGGGUAGCAGAGAAGCAGAGCAAGCAGGCAUCAACAUCAGCGAAGCACAACAGUUGCCUGGACGGUGUGGGCAGCAUGUCAACCCACUAGCUUGCCUCUCAGGUUCUCCAAAUUCUAAGAACUCAGCUGAAGAUUCCCCCGGCGUCCUGUUAUUCCCACCACAUAGCGCCAUAGCCAUAGUCAUUGCCGUAGCCAUAUGCAUGACUGUUGAGAAUUUGUGGGUGUACCCGACGCCACAUUAACAUCCCUUUUGGGGGGCAAUUCAAAAAUGUUAUGGAGAUUCCAAUCAGAUAUUGGAAAUUGGGAGAUGAUUAAGCUAAUUUGUUAUAGUUUCUAGUAUAUAUAUUAUGUUCUUUUCAGUGUGUGCUGAUUAAAUCAAGCUGAUAAUAACUCAAAUACAACCCUGGCUUGGGUUUUAUCUGUGAAAGGUGGCGACUAGUAAUUAAUAAUGCAAAUGAUUUCUUGUUAAUCUUCAAGUACCUUCUAAAUUUACC
Messenger RNA from Theobroma umbraticum, 1716 nucleotides. Its product is annotated as Bifunctional inhibitor/lipid-transfer protein/seed storage 2S albumin superfamily protein. Gene Ontology annotation, molecular function: lipid binding. Gene Ontology annotation, biological process: lipid transport. The record is from RefSeq and is a predicted model, not a curated record. Lineage: Eukaryota; Viridiplantae; Streptophyta; Magnoliopsida; Malvales; Malvaceae.